Messenger RNA from Paraglomus occultum, 237 nucleotides. The record is from the annotation of a GenBank genome assembly. NCBI's taxonomy places the organism in Eukaryota, Fungi, Glomeromycota, Glomeromycetes, Paraglomerales, Paraglomeraceae.
UGGAAGUUUGGAACCGUGAAAAAAGACGGGUCUCCUAUUGGCCCUAAUGGUUGUAAUGGCCCGAACGACCCAAACUAUUUAAUAACGAUCCCCGUCGCCGAUGUCUUUUUCGAUCCGCCGGUUCCUAAAAUUGCGUAUGUUCCAUUAGCACCACCUCCUCCUGCAGUCAUGAAUACCAACUUUACUAUCGACCUAUACGAGGUUCAACAGAUAGUUUUGGAGUCUCAGCAAAAGUGA